AAGCAUGUAAAAGUUUACUAUUCAAUUUUUUUUUAAACUUGACGCAGACAACUUAAUAUAUUACACUCGUACUUUCAGCAAAACAAAACAGGUUUGCCGCCCACGCUCUCGGUUUCUCUUCCUCUCUUGCGCUCUCUCCUUCUUCACACCGCAUUCGUAAACAAAGACAAUGAAAGCUCCAGUUAAACGGCUGAAAGGCCCCAAAGCCCCCAGAUUGUUUCUCGCCGUCGAGCUGAACGCACGUAUUCGAAAAAAAUAACACUAAUAAUAGUAUAAUAGUGCAGUAUUGUGUAAAACACGCGCGUCUCCGCUGUCUCGCUCUGGCACACAGUGCCCAAACCAAUACUCUCGCGUGCUUCACACACACACGGCUACACACAUACAUACCUGUAGGAGAGCGAGAGAGAAGAAAAAAGGUGCAUGGAAAAUCGGAAAAUCGGAACUGAAAAAGUCUGAAUUUUGCUUAAACAUAGUUAGCUUUACGUACGACUGUCAGUUAGAAACGGAAAGUGUCGGCAAAAGUGUUUUCAUUAGUCUAAACAUAAUAACAAUCGAACCCACAAUAGACACCCACUAAAACGGGAAUUCGGCAAAAACGGAAACAUCUGGGCGCGAAAAAAUCGAUCCAGACAAUGUAAAAUUGGCCAAAAUUACUCGUAGCUCCCAAUGCAAGCAACAAUUUUUGGCAAAAACAACAAGCGGGAGAGCGUGAAAUAGAGAUUCAGAUUGAGAUAUUGUGGUAGGAUAGGUUGUAAAGCGGCGAGUUACGUUGAUAUCGUAAAAAUAAUAACAAAAGCGCGGCGCAACAACCUGAGCGACUUAGUCAUCCGUGCAAGAGAUUCGCUUUAGCUGCAGUAACUACGAGAUGCAGAUACAAAGUGCCAGAUAAAACAAAAAACAUACCAACUAUAACGGAUAACGGAUAAAACAGCCAGCCAAAAGGAACUGAAACAUUAAAAAUAAAUAUAUAUAAACAUCAAUAUUAGAGUUCCAACUGCAAGCGGUUGAUAAACACGAACCCAAAGGAACUUGAAAACCGGGAGGCCUACAUACGUAAUUAUAAAGAAAUUGCAGCAACAACAGGGCAACGCCUACGACACGCCAGUGAUUACAACAACAAUAAUAAUACUAAGCAAAAAAAUAUCAACAACAAAAACAACAACAUCAUUUACCUAGCCAGCGUAACCUGUUGUAGUUUUGCACUGCAUUGUUGCUCACCUCUCGCCAUCUAAAAUUGGGCAUUCACAAGCGGCUUAAAUACGUGGUUAGCCAUCGGCGGUAUAUACCUAUAGCAAAUAGCCGGAAUCUGCAAGUGGCACACCUGUGGCCACGGGUCAGUUGAACACCAGUUGGACGACCAGUUGGAGCAGCAGCAGCAGCAGCAGCCAACAGCAACAGCAUCACCAUCGCAAUCACAAUUACACAAAAUGUCGAGACUCACCGAGGAAAUGGUGAUUGCGCGGGCCAAGCAGUCCGAUCUGGGCCUGAUCAAAAAGCUAAAUUGCUGGGGCAGUGAUCUCAGCGAUGUGUCCAUCAUCAAGCGAAUGCGUGGAGUGGAGGUUCUGGCUCUGAGUGUCAACAAGAUCAGCACGCUGUCGCCCUUCGAGGAGUGCCUCAAGCUGCAGGAGCUCUAUCUGCGGAAGAACAACAUCACGGACAUCAACGAGAUCGCCUACCUGCAGAACCUGCCGGCCCUCAGAUACCUCUGGCUGGAGGAGAACCCCUGCUGCGAUCGAGCGGGUCCCAACUAUCGGGCGGUCGUGUUACGUGCCCUGCCCAACCUGAAGAAGCUCGACAAUGUGGAGGUCACGCAGGAGGAGCUGGACGAUGCUUUACGAGGAGGUGGAGGCGCCGCGCCCGAGGACGAGGUGUACGAGGAUGCCUACCAGCAGCAGCAGCAGACGGCGCGAACGUCGCCGCAGCAGAUGCCGCAGCAGCAGCAGCAACACAGCUACCCGCAGCACUCGCCGCCGCAGCAGCAGCAGCAGCAAUAUCACCACCAGCAACCGCAGCAGCAACACUCGCAGCAGCAGCAGCAGCAGCAGCGGCGCAGCUCGAGUCCCAUGAAAGAGCCGCCGCAGUUGCCCAGUCCGCUGGUCAACAACAGCAGCGAGGGGAUUGGGAGCAUCAGCCACAGUGCCAGUGAUCUCUACCAGGGGCAGGCGGCUCAUCCGCCGAAAGGUUCCCAGCCACCCACGCCCACCAAGGAACCCGUGCAUCCGCCAUCGCCCAUGUAUAACACCAUAACCAAAGAGCAGCGCACCUCCUACCACCAGUACGAUCGCUCGCCGGGAUCCGACCAGGAGAGUAGUCCGCAAACGUACAGGGAGGUGCGGCCCGCGCCGCUCCCGCCCAGCAUUUCCGCGCACUCGAUGAAGGAAUACUACCAGUCGGACCGACCAGCCUACCCGGCGCACUACCGCCACAGCCAGACGGACCUCACCGAGUGGGAGGAGCACCAGCAGGCGCCGCAGGUGCACCACAAUCCCUACGGCAGCCAGAUGCAGCUGCACCACCCGCAGCGGCGCAGCGCGGGUCCGGAGACGACUGCCUACCGGAACGGCAGUGCCCGGGAGAACGGCGGCGAGUGGGACCCGGAGGACAGGCCCAGGUCGAGGCGACCCGAGGGUCGUUACAGUGACUCGACUACGACUUUGUCGGCCUCCGUGAUGAAUCACUACUCGAGCUACCAUCGAAGGCCCGUAAACAGGAACUCGAAUCUGCUGUCCGCCACUCUGUGUCUGGUGAAGGAGCUGGACUACGCCAGCUUGGAGGUGCUGGAGCACGCCGUGCGGUGUCGCAUCGACGAAAUGGCGGGCGAAUGAUGAAGACGGCUCUCUAAUCGCAUGUCGAUUAGCUAAUCCAACGCGUUUGUGGGAGCCACAGACACACACACGACCAGGAACACUUAAAAGACAAGCAGCAGGAGCAGAAGCUGCAAAAGUUCGCAGGAGAAGAGCAAAAGCUGAUAUUAUACUAACGUCUAAGCAACAAACGAAAGCAAACCGGAUACUUAACGAGGAUAACGAUUCAAACUUGCCAAUUGUAAACUGUCAUAGUGUAACUAGAAACUUUUGUAAGCAUUUUUCAUGUAACGAACUUUGCUAACAGAAUCAGAAAAAGAAGCCGAAAUGGAUGGAUGGCCGACGGAUGGAUUAAUUAAUGCUUUGGUUGAUUUCCGCCUCUUGACUCCCGAUCCCGUUCAGUUGAUCCCCGAUCGAGCACUGACCACAAAGCUAGCCUUCUUUUGUACUUAACUCGCGAAGAUCGAAACUAAACCACUAACGAACGACGCCCAAGGCGCCGAGCACAAUGUAUCUUCCUCGUUUCUCUGUAAGAUUAGUUGAAAUUUAUACUCAUGACUUUGUUGAAUAUUUGUACACGAAAGCAAUUAACGCUAGACCCUAAUUUUAAUAUAUAUUUACCUAUAAUGCAAUGAACACGUCCAGUUUAUGUUUGCCGUUCUCUAUUUAACGUUUACGUUGGAAACUACUAUGCGAAGAAUAAACCAAUUAACAUAAGGUA
Messenger RNA from Drosophila ficusphila, 3525 nucleotides. RefSeq lists its product as uncharacterized. Bases 1428 to 2825 code for a protein of 465 amino acids. Gene Ontology annotation, molecular function: protein binding. Gene Ontology annotation, biological process: cytoskeleton organization. The record is from RefSeq and is a predicted model, not a curated record. The transcript is spliced from 11 exons. Lineage: Eukaryota; Metazoa; Arthropoda; Insecta; Diptera; Drosophilidae.